AUGGCAGUUUUCAAAUGGCUACUAAGGACAAUUCUUGCUGGAGCAUUUAUCCUUGGAGGUGCUGUCAAGCUCAUGCCAACGAUUCAUGAAGAAGCCUAUCAGCAUAUGGACAAGGCAUUUGCUCAGUUUUUCGAUUUCCUGCCAUUCGAACGUAUUAGCUAUCCUACUAGCCAUAAACAGUUAUUACAAGUUACCGGAAUGACUGAAGUAGCCUGUGGUACAUUCAUGUUUAUUGGGCCUGCUUUCCUACGAGCCCUUAGCAGCAUGAUCUUGAUGGGCAUUAUCAGCGCCGUCAUGUACAGCAUGCAUUCGCUGAAACAUCCUCAAGAACAUUUUAUCCCUGUUGGCGUAUUGUUCGGAUUGCUAUUUUUGGAACGAAUGUUUAGUGGUGGCUCCGAUAGUAGCUCGGCGAAAAAGCAAAAGUAUCAAUAA
Molecule: messenger RNA, 432 nt
Organism: Trichoplax adhaerens
Lineage: Eukaryota; Metazoa; Placozoa; Uniplacotomia; Trichoplacea; Trichoplacidae
Exons: 2
Coding region: 1-432 (143 amino acids)
Source: RefSeq, a predicted model, not a curated record